Messenger RNA from Wyeomyia smithii (pitcher-plant mosquito), 540 nucleotides. RefSeq lists its product as uncharacterized. The record is from RefSeq and is a predicted model, not a curated record. Lineage: Eukaryota; Metazoa; Arthropoda; Insecta; Diptera; Culicidae. Gene Ontology annotation, molecular function: chitin binding. Bases 122 to 418 code for a protein of 98 amino acids. The transcript has 2 exons.
AAGAUAACACGAUAAAAUUUCUCUACUGAUAUCAGUUUCGCUAUAUAAAAAAGCCGCAAAAUGCCAAUGGUCGAUCACUUUCCUUUUCCAUUUGCUGCUGAAAAUCAGGUGCUGCUUCAUCAUGAAGGUUAUCGUGUUGGUGCUGAUGGCAAUGGUAGUGACCAUCGCGGCUCGCUGUGUUCGAGAUAACACCAGUGGUCAACCUGGAUGCAAGAAACAGGAGGAGUUGUCACAGGGCGUCUGGCGUCAUAAUCACGAUCCAACGGCUUACUGGGAGUGCUCCAAACUAAACGAACCUGCAGCGUUGAAACGGUGUAUGAGUGACUCGGCUUUCCACCCGACACUUCUCGAGUGUGUUAGCUGGGACGAGUGGGAAUGGGAACCUUCCUGUGCACCCCUCAGUCGGCCUGACAACUAAACGAAUUAUGUUCCAUGCGGAUAUUGGUAGACCGAACGUUUAUUUGAAAGCAACUAGUGGUAACGGAGUAUGACAGAUCAUUCGAAACAAGAAAUACAGCGCAAUAAAAUGCUUGACAAACA